AUGGCUCUCGUAUUAAAGAUAUUUGGAGGUCAAUGGGCAUUCUCAGGUUACAUUUUGGUGUGUUUAUUGUUGCCCGCGCCCCUCCUGGGCCCGUCCGGGUCGAGACGACGCGCGCCCCUCGCGGACACUUACCCUGGCGGCUUAGCGUACUUUGGGGCGUCUCCCAGCGUCCCGGCGGGAAAGGGGCGGGGUGGGGCGGGGCGGCCGCCCGAGGACCGGGCGGGGCGGACGGGCGGCGCACCACGUGAUGCCAGCCGAAGCCUAGCCACGCCCCCUAGGCCGUGCUGGACCAUUCGCGCAGGCGCGGCUAGGCUCAUUCCUGGCGCUCACGCAGAAAGUAAAGGAAAUCCAAGGAAGAGGAGGCAGGAGUGGGGGAAACAGAGAAAGAAAAUGGAGGACACCAAGAGAACAAGACCUCUAAAACAUCUGAGCAAAGCUCAUGAACUCACGGAGACUGAAGCAGCAGGCCCAGGACCUGCCCAGGUACUGGCCCUAUGCUAUGUCAGCCUGAGGGAGCUACCCAUCUGCCACAGGGCCUGUGAACCUGCCUCUGUCACACCUCCCUGGCCUUGGAUGUCCCUCCUCCUCCAGCCUGGACCUGAGUCACCUACCAGACUGCUGACCUGUGAAGCAUUAUAUUUGGCACAUGGCCACAAGGGAUAUCCCCAGGUUGCAAAGUUCCACUCUCUACGCUCCAACCAGCUGAGAUAUAUCAGGUACUAUGGAGCCAGUGGUGCCAUUUGGGAAAAGCUUAGAAUCCUUAAAGAUGGAGCCUCCUUGGAUGAAGUGAAUCGCCGUGGAGGACUUUUAGACUUUGAAGUCAGCCCUGCUUCAAUUAACUCUCUGCCUUCUGAUUAUGGAUUGUGAAUACAAUGCGACAAGCUAGUCCCCUGCACCUAUAGCUGUCCCUUCCCUGCUAGCUUCCACCUCUUCUUUAACAUGAUUCAAUGAUUCACUAUAACCAGAAGCCACAAUAAACUGCUCCUCCAUUAAA
Messenger RNA from Apodemus sylvaticus (European woodmouse), 994 nucleotides. RefSeq lists its product as uncharacterized. The transcript has 5 exons. The record is from RefSeq and is a predicted model, not a curated record. Lineage: Eukaryota; Metazoa; Chordata; Mammalia; Rodentia; Muridae. Bases 1 to 867 code for a protein of 288 amino acids.